AUGCUCUUCACUCAUAUUCUCGCUUUAGGGAUAUCGUGUAUUAUUGCCCUGGUUGUUGCUUUGGGCCUGACUCGCAGACGUGUCUACCCUUCACCUCUGCCGCCUGGCCCUCGUCCGUUACCAAUUCUGGGUAAUGCGCUGCAAUUGGAUACUAAACGACCUUGGCUCACAUAUACUGAGUGGGGGAAAGACAUAUGGUUGCUCUUAGAUUCAAUUUCAUACUUAAACAUAGGCAAAAUCGUUUACUCCCGUAUACUUGGGAUCGACUUGAUCAUCAUAAACUCCGAAACCAUCGCACGAGAGUUGCUGGACAAGCGCUCUGCGAAUUACUCUACUCGCCCCGUUAUUCGCACCAACGAAUUAGCCGGACUUUCUUUCAAUACUGUGUUCCUUCCAUAUGACGAGACUUUACGGCGACAUCGCAAGAUCUUCCAUCAAGUCCUCAAGGCCGAAGUCUCAGUCUCGUACCACGAGAUGUACUCUCGCCACGCAAACGAUCUAGUCAUCAAUCUCUUGAAUGCCACCAGUGACCUGCGGCAACAGACUGAAGCAUACAUGGCACCCCUAAUCAUGGCCGUGACAUACGGAUACCUUGCUCAUGGACACGAAGACCCAUUUCUGACCCGCGCACGCGAACUCAUUCAUAUCGGCGAAAAUAUUGUUUCUCCCGACAAGGCUGCCAUGUUCACGGCCUUUCCUUUCCUCGAAAAGUUACCAUUUUGGUGCUUCGGUGGAGCACUUGCCCUCAUGGGACGCAGUAGAGAAUUAGCCCAACAGCUUUUAAAUGAGCCCUUUGACGCUGUGAAGGCACAGAUAGUACGUUUGCGCAGAGUUGCAGAUGGUAAUGCUUUACACUCAUUAGUCGCUGACUUUCUCAGUCAAGCUCACGACGACGCUGACGAAGAAACGAUGAAAGCUGUUGCACUCACGGGAUACGCGACUGGCAUAGACACCACUGCAGCCGCAUUGCAGGCAUUCCUGCUGGCUAUGGUUCUCUAUCCUGACGUCCAAGCCCGGGCUCGUGUAGAAAUUGAUCAAGCUGUGAAGCAUGAUAAGAUGCCACGCCUUGAUGAUAGGGUGUCACUGCCCUACCUUGAUGCCAUUCUCCUCGAGGUUCUGAGAUGGCAUCCUAUCGCCCCCCUAGGAAUUCCACAUGCGACAUCAAAUGAUGAUGUUUAUGACGGGUAUUUUAUACCCAAAGGUUUGAAGGCACUGUCUCGGGAUGAAGACAUGUUUCCUGAUGCAUCACGCUUCGAUCCUAGUCGCCAUCUAACAGUUGACGGGAAGUUGAAGGAUCCUUUCGUCAACCAUUUUGCCUUUGGUCGUUGGUUUGCAGAAUGCAGCCUGUGGACUGCAGCUUCUGCCAUACUCGCCGUCUUGCGCAUCGAUCAUGCCAAAGAUUCAAACGGAGAAAGGAUUGAGGUGAAGCCGCAGUUCGGCACCGGCCUGGUGAUGUAA
Messenger RNA from Suillus subalutaceus, 1458 nucleotides. Its product is annotated as cytochrome P450. Lineage: Eukaryota; Fungi; Basidiomycota; Agaricomycetes; Boletales; Suillaceae. Bases 1 to 1458 code for a protein of 485 amino acids. The transcript has 11 exons. Gene Ontology annotation, molecular function: iron ion binding; oxidoreductase activity, acting on paired donors, with incorporation or reduction of molecular oxygen; monooxygenase activity. The record is from RefSeq and is a predicted model, not a curated record.